This is a messenger RNA of Malassezia pachydermatis, 183 nucleotides long. RefSeq names its product pho80-cyclin. The coding region runs from base 1 to 183 and encodes 60 amino acids. The transcript has 2 exons. Lineage: Eukaryota; Fungi; Basidiomycota; Malasseziomycetes; Malasseziales; Malasseziaceae. The record is from RefSeq and is a predicted model, not a curated record.
AUGAACCUACUGGAAAAAGAGUUCCUCAAUGUUAUUGAUUGGCGUUUGAUGGUCACUGCACCUGUGAUGCAACAUUAUUACACUUCAUUGGUCCAUAUGCAUCCAAACUACACACUAGCACCGGCCACAGGACCACUUCCAACGGCGUUCCCUGCAGUAUCCGGUACAUCCAGGAACUUGUAG